AUGGAGUACCUCAACGGCUCAGAGAAGAACAGCGUCGUCACACAGUAUCUGGACAUGUGUGUCAAUACCAAACACAACGACUCACACAAGGAACAAAACAGCGACCAGGAAACAGCAGACGCCGGCAAACUGUCCCACAUUGAGAAGGCCUACACAACAGUUCUGAGUGAGCUCGGCGAGGACGUCAACAGGGAGGGACUGCUACGGACGCCGCUGCGUGCUGCCAAAGCCAUGCAGUUCCUCACCAAAGGCUACAAGGAGACCACCCAAGACAUCCUAAAUGAUGCCAUCUUUGAUGAAAACCACGAGGAGAUGGUGAUAGUCAAGGACAUUGAGCUGUUCUCUCUUUGUGAGCAUCACCUGGUGCCCUUCUUUGGCAAGGCUCAUAUAGCUUACCUCCCGAACAAAAAGGUUGUUGGGCUCAGCAAGCUUGCGAGAAUUGUCGAAAUCUACAGCAGACGACUUCAAGUUCAGGAACGUCUGACCAAACAAAUCGCUCAUGACUCUGGCAUUGAGGAAAUGAGCUUUUAA
Messenger RNA from Synchiropus splendidus (mandarinfish), 531 nucleotides. Its product is annotated as GTP cyclohydrolase 1-like. The transcript has 5 exons. Gene Ontology annotation, molecular function: zinc ion binding; GTP cyclohydrolase I activity; GTP binding. Bases 1 to 531 code for a protein of 176 amino acids. Gene Ontology annotation, cellular component: cytoplasm. Lineage: Eukaryota; Metazoa; Chordata; Actinopteri; Syngnathiformes; Callionymidae. Gene Ontology annotation, biological process: tetrahydrofolate biosynthetic process; tetrahydrobiopterin biosynthetic process. The record is from RefSeq and is a predicted model, not a curated record.